Messenger RNA from Drosophila biarmipes, 4928 nucleotides. RefSeq names its product zinc finger protein Xfin. Gene Ontology annotation, molecular function: chromatin insulator sequence binding. The transcript is spliced from 3 exons. Gene Ontology annotation, biological process: regulation of transcription by RNA polymerase II. Lineage: Eukaryota; Metazoa; Arthropoda; Insecta; Diptera; Drosophilidae. Gene Ontology annotation, cellular component: chromosome. Bases 333 to 4040 code for a protein of 1235 amino acids. The record is from RefSeq and is a predicted model, not a curated record.
GGCCCGUGACCCCGCGACGCCGCAAACAAAAUGGCUCUGAUUUUUGCAGACUAGAAAAAGUUGUAUUUUUUGCCAUAUUGCCGAUGCCCCAGUAAGCCAAAAGCCGAUGCAAACGGACCAAGUGAAGAGUGCGCGACUGCAGCGGCGGUGAAGAUGGAAGCUGGUGUCCGGAAUACCCGAGAAGAGACCCGCACAGUGAAAAACCAGCCAGUUGUCUUUUGGCCAAUUGUGGCAUAGGAUACGAAAACUAGUUCUCACGCACACGCACUCACACUCUUAAGACGCGGUUGCAGACGCAAGCUGUCGCACAACAACCUCUUCGCUGGCCAAAAAUGGAGGGCAUGGAUCUGUGGACGUCGAUGUUCUCCACCGACUUCGAGGAGGGAGAGCCGGAGGCGGAACUGACGGACGGCGAGCAAUUCAAUGGCAAUGAUGAUUUUCCUGGCGAUUCGGAGAUCCUAGCAGGCGAUGCCAUUGAUGACCUGCUGGAUGGCGAGGAUGACGAACGGGAGGAGGAGGAGGAGCACUACGGGGAUGCCGGCUCCAAGGGGCCUAAGCCACCCGAUCCCGACGACGAUGCCCUCUUUGACUUCGAAAUGGCACCCAAUGUGAGCCUGGCAGAGCCACAGCAUCCGGUUUUGGCUCCAGCUGGACCAAUGGCCCAUCCAUUGCGUCCCCCCAUGCAGCGCCACUCGUUUCCCGGCCAAGUGGGUCGUCCCAGACUGGGUCCUGGACUCUCUGUGCGGCCCACGACCUCGCAGAUUAAUGCCACCGAUGAGAACGGUGUACUCAUCAACUACGAGCUGGGCGUGGUCUAUAUAUGCCCCGCCUGCGGCGGUGAGUUUCGGCAACAGGACCACUGGAAGCGGCACAUGAACCACAUCCACAAGUACAACACCCUGCGCGGUCUGAACUUCACGCCGCUGGACAAGCUCUAUCAGCGCUGCAGGGAGUGUAACAAGCGUAUCGCCAUGCACAGCCGGGAGAACCUGCUGAAGCACAAGUUCACGCACCUGCCCUUCAGGUGCACCAAGUGCUACCUCUGCAAGCGGGAGUACAAGUACAGGCAAGACCUAAUGGUGCACCUGCGCAUGGUUCAUUGCGACGAAGUGGUGGCCAUGAUGCGGGAGGGCUACAAUGCUGCGGGACGCAAGACACGGGUUCGCGAAUCACGCACCGAGCAGUUGCAGCGGGAGAAGAGUUUCCGAGAGAAUAAUGACUUCGAGGAGGACCUAGAUCACAUCGAGGUGCGGAAUGAGCUGCUCGAGCCGGAUGGCGAUGAGGUUGUGCCCCUGGAGCAGCCUUUGCCCGGGGAGGUUGCCAAGAAAAAAUCGACUAGCAGUCGAGGAGCAGCCGAACUCUGCGAGGACUACAUACACUACAUGUGCCCUGACUGCGGCACCGAGUGCGACACCCACGCCCAGUGGAGCCAGCACAUCGAGUUCGUUCACGACUAUGUCAGCCGGCGGGGACUCAAUUUCCGGAGCGUGGACAUGCAGAUGCAGUGCCUGGAGUGCAAAAAGAUCGUGACCCCCAACACCAUUAAAUCGUUGCGCGCCCACAAAUUCAGCCAUUUGUCGCAGCCCCAGUGGGUGCGCUGUAAACUGUGCUACAAGGGCUACACGGAUCAUCAGGAAGUGAUCAGACAUCUGCUUUUGCAUCAUCAUAUGAACACGCUGAUGACCGAGGAUUCUGAGGAAGACGCUGAAGCUCCGUUGACCAUAAUGGCGGAGGACGAAUGCGGCGAGGAUGGAGGAAACGGCGAGGGAAAUGGCGCUCUCUUGGACGAAGACUCACCCUACUUUGAGGACGCUCCCAGACGCGGCGGUCGCAUCAGCAGCGACGACAUUUUCGAGCCCCACAUCGAUUAUCUCUGUCCGCAGUGCGGCAAGGAGUUCAUUGAGAAGAAGCAUUGGCGCGCCCAUGUGGUUAUGGCCCACAACAUGAACGAUCUGACCAAGCUGAAUUUCGAGAUGAUCAACGAACGGCAGCUGAAGUGCACUGAGUGCGACAAAAUCAUUACCAAUGCUUACGGCAUCCAGAAUGCCCAGCAGCACAGGAUCACGCAUCUUCCAUUCAAGGCGUACGCUAGGUGUCGCAAGUGUCACAAGUCAUACACAGACAGAAAGGGUCUCGUGAAGCAUCUGGCCACCUAUCAUCGCGUUGGGUGCCCACAAAAGCCGGGAGGACCUGGACCACCAGCUCCGAUUUUGACGCCCGCCAAGCAGCCGCGCAAGCAGAUCGUGACUGUAGCCAAUGAAACGUACGAGAUAAUCUACCUGGACGAUGUUGAGCAAGGAAGCAUGGAGGAGGAAAACGACUUUGGCGAACAGAUGCAGGCGGAGGAGGAAGAUUUUCCAAUUGCUCAGCCUUCAUCGCCACCAUCACCAGCCCCACAUAAAAAUAAACAUCGCUACAAGUGCAUACACUGCUCCGCACUCUUUCCCACAACGGCAGCCGUCCGGAAUCACCUCAUCGAUACCCGGUGCAGGAAGGCGGAUCUGAAAAGGCGUCGACAGAAACUGCUGAACGCGCGAGCAACGGACCCAACUUCUUGUCCUACCGUGGAGCAAAGCUACAUCUUCCUGUGCCCCUCUUGCGGCAUGGAGUACAAGACCCAGUACGAGUGGCGUCGUCACAUCAACGAGGUGCAUAACUUUGACAAGCGACAUUACCUAAACAUGCGGCAGUUGGAUAAGUUUAGAUACCAGUGUACCCAGUGCAAUGAUAUUGUGGCCAACUCCAAGCUGAAGGGCUUGCAGGACCAUCACUUCCGCCACCUACCCUACCGGCUGUAUCUAAAGUGCCUGAUCUGCGGCACCUGCUACAAUCACAAGCCGAACAUAGCUGCACAUUUGAGGGCCCGUCACGGCGUCUACGACAGGGAGACGCUGCCGAUGAUCACCAAACCGAAAAAGGAAUAUGGCCGCUACAGUCGGGAGAAGCCCAGACUGCCCACCCCACCACCGGCAGCGCCCUCUCCACCGGGUUGCUCCUCCUCUGUUGCGACCUUGGGGAGCAGUCGUUCCUUGAAACCACAGCCUGGUGGCUUGCCAACCCGACCGGCUGGUCUCAACACGCUGGAGGACAGCAUCUCGUACCACAACGCCGUGGAUUUGGACUUCAUCACAUACUUCUGUCCCAAGUGUAAUCAGAACUUUGACUCCCAUGCCUUCUGGCGCAAACACAUCGUAGAGCAGCACAACUUUAACAGCCGCGAGGGCCUUAAUUUCCGGCAGAUCGAUAACCAUCACUACCUGUGCCUGGAGUGCUACAAGCGGGUGACUGUGACCCACACCAAGGGCGCCAUUGGGCAGCUGCAGUCGCACAAGUUCCGCCACUUGCCGCACCGAUCCUUCAAGUGCUUGACUUGCGACGGCGAGUUUGUGCGAAAGCAAAUGUUCUUCAAGCACCUGAAUCGUGACACCAAUCGAUGUGACAAUCGACCGCACCGCGAAUUGGAUGACGAUGACACGGAGCAGGAGCAGGAGACGCAGCUGCGGUCCAUAUACCACCUGGCGUGUCCGCAGUGCGGAGACAACUUUUCAACCACCAGCAAAAAGCUGUGGCGCGAACACAUCAACGAUUUCCACGGCCUCGGCAAGCUGGACAUUUUGCACAUGGACAAGGUGGGCAAGAACCUUUAUCGAUGCCAGGACUGUGACGAGGAGCUGCAGACAAACCGACCGUGGGUGCUGCAGUUCCAUCGAUUCCAGCACCUGCCCCACCCGGCCUACAUCCGUUGCAAGCUGUGCAAAGAGAGCAGUGAGGCGGGUGCUGCAGCGGCGGGAGAGUUUCACAGCCUUCGUGAGCUGCAGCAGCACCUCCGUAAGCACCAUCCUGUGGUGGGCGAAAACGAGAUGAUAUUACUCCGUGAGCAAAUAGCCAUGGAAGAGAAAGAACAGGAGGGGGCCACGGAACUGGCCACGGGCGGGGAGAACCAAGCUACUCAAGAUUCAGGACCGUAUAUGCCGUUGCCGCCGCAUUUAUUAGACGACGGAGACGACGUGGAAUUCGAGGACCAGUAUCUGCUGGGCUAGGAUCACCUCAUAAGAAUGUUUCGAUUUAUUCGACGAAAGAUCCUAAGGGCAGAAUGUAAUCUUUCGACGGUAGCAAGCAAUUUCGUCUUUAUUAUUAACAUUCAAAACAAUCGUAUUGGAAAAACUUCUACCGAUUCUGUCAAUUGUUCUAAACAUUUUUGUUAAUUUCUUAAUAAGAGUACCCUACGCGUCAUUUUUUUACCGUGUAAUAUUUCUGAAUAUUUUUAUAUUAUUUUAAAUCAAAAUUCUAAUUCUAUGUCAGCAGUUAGGGCAUGUUUGUAAAUUUUAAAUUAGUUUCCCGAAUUCGAUUAGAAAUAUUCAAAGUAGUCAUAAGGCAUUAAUAAGUAAAGAUACAAAAUUAUCACAUUUGUCUACCGUUUUCCAGAAAAAAGUGCCAAAACUCAAAUCGAAUUCUGUUAAAAUUUUGAAAAUGACUUCCUAAUGGUCUUGUCUUAUUGCACUUCUGCCAAAUCGUAUACUGCAUAAUUUUGAAUUGAAUAUUCAAUAUUUUAAAAAGUCCUUCAAUAUAUCUCUUGAUUCGUAAGUCGAUAAUUCUGCAAAAUUGACAGAUUACGUAUUGCCCUUAGAUAAGCCCAUUUUUUUAUAAUACAAAUCGAAAUAACACCUGUACUUCCAAUGGUAGACCGAGACAGAUAGUCCCUCCUAAGGACUUCCCUUUCAUGAGAUUAAGAAAAGUAUUCUUAAAAUUUACCAUAGCCACAGCCUAUUUCCUUAAUUACACUUUAGCUAUAAUUUAUCCGUAGGCUAUCGUUUUAAUUACUAGCCGUAAGUACUCAAGCUAUUUAUUUAACAGCCUAAUAUUGAUUAAAUUUAACUGAUAUUAUCAAAAUUAUAAUAAAAAAUUAUAAAUUUAUUUGUAUGAUUGCA